GAAAAGAAAAAAGUAAAAUCUGGAAUUGCGAUAUGACUUUUCUCGUCAAUGAACAGUGAACACUCCCCAGUUUUUGUAACACAACUUCAACAAAACUAAAAACCCCUCCGAUUCUCUAUUUCUCUUCACACCUAACAAAAAUCUCUACCUUCUAGGGCUUUGCUUCAAUGGCGAUUUCUCUUACGGCAGUUGUACUUCUGAUGACGGCGGUAUUGAUGCUUUCCGUUGAGCUCGCCGCCGGUUAUACAUUCUCGUCGAGGUUGAUUCACGGGUUCUCAGAUGAAGCGUUGUCGUUUUGGGCAUCUAAAGGGAAGAGUAUGACGUGGCCGAAGCGCGAGAGUGUGGAGCAUAUGAGGUUGCUACUUAGUAAUGAUUGGAAACGACAGAGACUGAAGCUUGGUUCGCAGAAGCAGCUUUUGUUUCCAUCUGAAGGAAGUGAAACUCAUUUCUAUGGAAAUGAGUUGAGUUGGCUGCAUUAUGUGUGGAUUGACAUAGGGACACCAAACACAUCAUUUCUUGUCGCCUUGGAUGCUGGAAGUGAUCUGCUCUGGCUCCCUUGCAAUUGUGUACAAUGUGCUCCAUUGUCUUCAAGCUACUACUCAAUGCUGGAUAAAGAUCUGAAUGAGUAUAGCCCAGCACGAUCAAGCAGUAGCAAGUAUCUAUCUUGCAGCCAUCAAUUAUGUGAACUGGGUCCUAACUGCCGGAGUCCAAAGGAACAUUGCCCUUAUACUGUUAAUUACUAUUCUGAAAAUACAUCAACUUCGGGGUUCCUUUUCGAGGACCAAUUGCAUUUGACUUCAGUUGGUGGACAUGAACAUCAAGGUUCUGUGCUAGCUCCUAUUGUUAUAGGCUGUGGUAGCAAACAAAGUGGCAAUUAUUUGAGUGGAGCUGCUCCAGAUGGGGUGAUGGGAUUAGGGCCAGGAGAAAUUUCUGUUCCAAGUUUGCUGGCGAAGUCUGGAUUUGUUCCACGCUCAUUCUCAUUGUGUUUUGGAAAGAGCAAUUCUGGCACAAUUUUCUUUGGUGAUAAAGGGCCUGAAAAUCAAAGACGAAGUUCAUUUGUAUCUUUGGAUGAAAAUUACAAUACCUAUGUUGUUGAAGUUCAACAUUAUUGUGUUGGGGGUACCUGUCCAAAGCAAAGUGGAUUUCAAGCCUUAGUUGAUAGUGGGUCUUCCUUCACUUUUCUCCCUUCUGAAAUCUUUACAAAAGUAGUAACUGAGUUUGAAGAGCAAAUGAACGUUACGAGGUUAGCUAUAGAAGAUUUUCCUUGCUGCUAUAAGGCUAGUUCACAAGGUUUACCGAACAUUCCUAGCAUGAAACUUUUGUUAGCUGCUAAUCAGAGCUUUGUAAUUCAGAACCCCAUGUUUACCAUCUCCAGUAGUCAGGGUGAUAACUUUUAUUGUGUGGGUCUCCUACCUAUUGAAGGAAUGAUUGGUAUUAUUGGACAGAACUUUAUGGAGGGAUAUCGAUUGGUGUUUGAUUGGGAAAACAUGAAGUUGGGUUGGUCUCGCUCCAAGUGUCAAGACAUAGACGGGACAGCAAAGGUAUCACCAACACCACCUCCGAGUGGUUUGACAUCAAAUCCCCUGCCAACAACUGAGCAACAAAGGAACCCGGGUGGACAUGCAGUUGCACCCGCUAUUGCUGGUAAAGCUACCCCUAAACCAUCUGCAGCAUCACUCCUUGCAAUUUCACGGCAUUACACUAUGAGUUCUCUUAUAUUCUUAUUGGUUGUAUGGUUGCCUUAUCUGAUAUAGCAUUUGUAAUUAUGUACGUAUAUGUAAAUUCUCAUGUCUACAGUCAGAUCCUUCUCUCAGAAAUCAUGUAGUCUAGUCAAUUAAUUUCAUUGGUUUUGUUUCUAUCCUCA
This is a messenger RNA of Solanum lycopersicum (tomato), 1864 nucleotides long. RefSeq names its product aspartic proteinase-like protein 1. Gene Ontology annotation, molecular function: aspartic-type endopeptidase activity. Gene Ontology annotation, biological process: proteolysis. Lineage: Eukaryota; Viridiplantae; Streptophyta; Magnoliopsida; Solanales; Solanaceae. The record is from RefSeq and is a predicted model, not a curated record.